AUGGCCAUUUUCUUGAUAAUUUUUGUUGUGUUUUUUGGAUUUUGCAUUUUGAGUACUCCUCUAUUUAGAUGGAUUGACAUUGUGUACAACAAGAAAAAUUUGCCUCCUGGAACUAUGGGUUGGCCAAUUUUUGGUGAGACUAGGGAAUUUCUAAAUCAAGGUCCAAAUUUCAUGAAAAAUCAAAGAGCAAGGUAUGGGAAUUUCUUCAAAUCCCACAUACUUGGUUGCCCUACUGUUGUUUCAAUGGAUGCAGGGUUGAAUGUAUAUAUUCUGAAUAAUGAAGCAAAGGGACUUAUCCCAGGCUACCCACAGUCCAUGUUAGACAUUUUAGGGAAAUGCAAUAUUGCUGCUGUGCAUGGUGCUACUCACAAGUACAUUAGAGGAGCACUUUUAUCUCUAAUAAAUCCCACAAUGAUCAAAGACCAUAUUUUGCCCAAAAUUGAUAAAUUCAUGAGAUCACAUUUGAGUGGUUGGGAUAAUUGCAAUGUCAUUGAUAUUCAACAAAUGACCAAAGAGAUGGCAUUUUUCUCAUCAUUGGACCAAAUUGGUGGGUUUGCAACAAGCUCAUCAAUAGCUCAAGAAUUCAGGGCUGGAUUCUUGAAUAUUGCACUUGGAACUAUUUCAUUGCCUAUCAACUUUCCCACCACAAACUAUUAUCGCGGAUUACAGGGGCGGAAAACCAUUGUCAAACUAUUGAGGAAAAUAAUAGAAGAUAGAAGAGGUAGCAAGAAAAUUCAACAAGACAUGCUUGGUUUGAUGAUGAAUGAAGAAGCAAAAAAUAGAUACACAUUAAGUGAUGAAGAGCUAAUUGAUCAAAUUAUAACAAUAAUGUAUUCUGGAUUUGAAACUGUCUCCACUACUUCUAUGAUGGCUGUCAAGUAUCUUCAUGAUCAUCCAAAAGCACUUGAAGAAAUUAGAAAAGAACAUUUUGCAAUCAGAGAAAAGAAGAGUCUGGAGGAUCCAAUUGAUUACAAUGAUUUUAAGGCUAUGAGAUUUACAAGGGCUGUGAUAUAUGAGACAUUAAGGUUGGCAACAAUUGUAAAUGGUGUUCUUAGGAAAACCACACAAGAUAUGGAAUUAAAUGGAUACAUGAUUCCCAAAGGAUGGAGGAUAUAUGUGUACACAAGAGAGCUUAACUAUGAUCCAUUGAUUUAUCCUGACCCGUAUACCUUUAACCCAUGGAGAUGGCUGGAAAAUAACUUGGACCACCAAAGCUCUUUCUUGAUGUUUGGAGGAGGUACAAGGCUUUGUCCUGGAAAGGAACUAGGUGUGGCUGAAAUUUCAACAUUUCUUCAUUACUUCGUUACAAGAUACAGGUGGGAAGAGGUUGGAGGAAAUAAGCUGAUGAAAUUUCCUAGAGUUGAAGCACUAAAUGGCCUAUGGAUUAAGGUUUCAGCUUACUAA
Molecule: messenger RNA, 1404 nt
Organism: Solanum lycopersicum (tomato)
Lineage: Eukaryota; Viridiplantae; Streptophyta; Magnoliopsida; Solanales; Solanaceae
Gene: CYP85A3
Product: cytochrome P450
Biological process (GO): sterol metabolic process; brassinosteroid homeostasis; multicellular organism development
Molecular function (GO): oxidoreductase activity, acting on paired donors, with incorporation or reduction of molecular oxygen; monooxygenase activity; iron ion binding
Source: RefSeq, marked provisional